CGACAAAGUCGAUAGUUGGCGGACAGAUAGCCAAAUAACGAGUGUAAGGAGCGUUUACUCAUAAUAAAUAAUAUUUAUUUAAAUUUAUAAAGUGCAUAACUUUUGCACAAUGUUUACAAGUGUUGCUUCGUUUGUUGUUUACAUAAAUAAUAAUUUUAAAAUAAAAACACCAAGUGUUAAAAAUAUGCGUCAAGAUUUAGAACUGUGUAGGCUUUGCGGAGGAUCCUUUAAAAACACAACCAUGAUUUCACUCUUCGACAGAAGUAAAAAAUCGACACUGCAAAGGAUCUACCAACUUACUAACAUCAAGUUAAAGAAUGUCAGCAAUUUACCAUCCGUAAUGUGCUUAGAUUGCGAGAAAGAAUUGGAACGGGCUUAUGAAUUUCGCAAUAAGUGCAUUUCAGCACAGACAUAUUUUUCUAGUACAGAAUACAAGUGUAAUUUUGUCCAGAGCCAUAGACAGAAGCAACAUGAAAACUCCCCAGAAAAGGAAUCAACUUUAGUGAAGGUUGAAUUAUUGUCAUUUGAAAAGAAAAACGAAGCAACAUAUUUGGAAUGCAAUGCUCAUUCGGAUAUAAAUUUCAAAAACCCUUUACAUAUUUCAAUAGAAAGUGAGUGUGAUUUCGAAGCACUUAAUGAAGGCAAGAUGACGCACUCAAUAUACGAUGUUGGCCAAGUAGAAUUGCAAACACAGUCAUUCGAAUAUACCACACACAAAAUACCGUCAUGGAAUAAGAAAAGAGCCAAAUUGGAAACUAACUUGGAGAAAGAUACAUAUGAAAGUGUAGGUGUGGAACGAACUAUCUCACAACCAGUGAAGGCAAAUGAUAAUGAGGAAGAUACACAAGGUGUUGAUAAUCCGAAGUCAAAAGAUAAAGAAGAAAGAAAUAGUAAAACACGUAUAUAUAUCUGUGAUCAAUGUGGUAAUAAUUUUAAAUAUCGUAGUCAUUUCUAUUCACAUAUCAAACGACAUACAGGCGUAAAGCCUCUACAGUGCGAAGUUUGCCCGAAUAAAUUUUUCACCGAGGGCGAACUGAAGCGACAUAUGCGCCGACACACCGGUGAACGACCAUUUCCUUGCCAGCAUUGCGAGCGUCGUUUCACGGACUAUAGCACAAGAAUUAAACAUGAGCGUACACAUACAAACGAACGACCAUUUGGGUGUCCACAAUGUGGUAAAGCGUUCACAACGUCGUAUGUAUUGAAAAAUCACAUGCUUUUGCACACUGGAGAACGUUCUUUCAAAUGUACGCUUUGCAAUAAAUCUUUCCAACGCCAAACUCAUCUCAUCGUACAUACGCGUUCACUGAUCCAUAAACAGAAUGUUGAACGUCAACAACAAAAACUGAUAUAGCAAGCAACUGAACUGAAGUAUUGAGAUAUUAUUCGUCAACAGAAUUAGUCCUCACCACUUAAAAAUGAAUUCCUUCAUAAGUUCAAAAUGAUUAAUAUAGUGGCGACGAAGAAAGUAUAAUAAUGCUUGAGAAAUUGUAAUUUUUGGAUCUAUCAUACAACAUCAUAUAUUUUAAUCCAGUUAUUCAUUUAAUGAAAUGCGUUCUUCAAACACAAUUCAUUAAUUAUAAAAUUAUUUCAUAUGCAAGUAGAUCAUUACCGCUACGUAUACAGUUUACAUACUAGAUAUAUAGUUGCUUAAAAGUACAUUUUAAUUAUG
Molecule: messenger RNA, 1672 nt
Organism: Zeugodacus cucurbitae (melon fly)
Lineage: Eukaryota; Metazoa; Arthropoda; Insecta; Diptera; Tephritidae
Product: transcription factor Ouib-like
Exons: 6
Coding region: 110-1354 (414 amino acids)
Biological process (GO): regulation of transcription by RNA polymerase II
Cellular component (GO): nucleus
Molecular function (GO): zinc ion binding; DNA-binding transcription factor activity, RNA polymerase II-specific; RNA polymerase II cis-regulatory region sequence-specific DNA binding
Source: RefSeq, a predicted model, not a curated record